GCAUGCUAUCGAGUCCUACAUCCCUUGAGCAUCUCGGUGGCCUAUCAUCUUUGCCUUGUAAGAUGGCCUGGAAAACUUGCUUCAUGUUAUCGCUCCCCCUGGCUCUUAUGCUUCUCUUCCUAGGCACAGCAGCAGCAGCGCAAGGCCUGCAGGUUGGGUUCUACAGCAAGACAUGUCCUCGUGCAGAACUUAUCGUUCGCGAGGAGACGACUCGGAUAAUGUCAGUUGCUCCAAGUCUUGCUGGUCCUCUCCUAAGGAUGCAUUUCCAUGAUUGUUUUGUAAGGGGAUGUGAUGGUUCGGUUCUAUUGAAUUCUACUGGUAACAACAAUGUAGCUGAGAAAGAUGCACCCCCGAACCAAAGCCUUCGAGGUUUUGGGGUGAUCGACCGCGUCAAGGCUAGACUGGAGAAAGCUUGUCCCCAGACUGUCUCCUGUGCUGAUAUCCUUGCGCUGGUUGCGAGGGAUGUAGUGUUCUUGAUCAAAGGUCCAUACUGGCAAGUACCAACAGGCCGAAGGGAUGGCCGCGUAUCAAUUGCCCAGGAGACCCGGCAACUGCCACCUUCCAAUUCUACCAUUUCUUCAUUGAUCUCAUCUUUCCAAUCCAAGGGACUCAGUGUCAAGGAUCUUGUGGUUCUAUCAGGUGGGCACACACUGGGGACCUCGCAUUGCACACAGUUUUCAAACCGCAUAUACAACUAUACUGGCAAGGGCGACACGGAUCCCAAUCUUGACCGCAACUACAUACCAAAGUUGAGGGCCAAGUGUGCACCCAAUGAUAACACCACCCUCGUGGAGAUGGAUCCAGGGAGCUUCAGAACAUUCGACGCCGGCUACUACACCCAUGUGUCGAAGAGGAGGGGCCUCUUCGAGUCCGAUGCAGCUCUUCUCCAAAACAGCCAGACCAGAGCCUACGUCCUCCGUCACGCAAGGGGUGCCUUUGCACCAGAGUUCUUCAAAGAUUUUGGUGACUCCAUGAUUAGUAUGGGUAACAUUGGAGUUCUCACAGGUACAAAGGGUGAGAUCAGGAAGACUUGUGCUUUUGUGAACUAGCUAUCUAGGUUUGUUAUUUGAUCCUAUGGAGAUUAUUAGGUUAUGGGAAUUCCUGCAUUUAAGUUUCAAGAGUUCUAGAGUCAUGUAGCAAUGAGCGUUUCAAGUGCUUGUGUAAUUCUUGUCCUUUUUCUGGGUGCGAGGGGAUUCAUGUCAUGUAACAGUAAAACGUAAUAAUAAAUAUUUAUUUCCGAUUAUGUUCUUAUAA
Molecule: messenger RNA, 1254 nt
Organism: Phoenix dactylifera (date palm)
Lineage: Eukaryota; Viridiplantae; Streptophyta; Magnoliopsida; Arecales; Arecaceae
Product: peroxidase 1-like
Biological process (GO): response to oxidative stress; hydrogen peroxide catabolic process
Molecular function (GO): heme binding; peroxidase activity
Source: RefSeq, a predicted model, not a curated record